Ornithodoros turicata is the source of this 2844-nucleotide messenger RNA. RefSeq lists its product as uncharacterized. The record is from RefSeq and is a predicted model, not a curated record. Gene Ontology annotation, biological process: DNA integration. Gene Ontology annotation, molecular function: nucleic acid binding. The coding region runs from base 1 to 2844 and encodes 947 amino acids. The transcript has a single exon. NCBI's taxonomy places the organism in Eukaryota, Metazoa, Arthropoda, Arachnida, Ixodida, Argasidae.
AUGAGUCACACCUGCUUCAGUACUACGACGUCGGCUCCUUCUGUACCGCCAGGUAUUUCAGUUGAGUUCGGGCACCUUUUCGACGGAGCUCUUGGGCUGUGCAAGAAUUACAUCCACAAGGUGAAGACGCGCCCUGAUGUGAAGCCUGUUGCUGGGAAGCUACGCCGACUACCUCUCACUGUACGUCAACAAGUUUCCGAGGAAUUACGCCGUUUGGAGGAGCAGGAUGUGAUUGAGAGAGUGACAGCCUCGGAAUGGGUCUCGCCAAUAGUUGUGGCGAAGAAAAAGGAUGGUUCCAUUCGGUUAUGCGUGGAUCUUCGUGAACCGAACAAAGCAGUCGUGCCGGACUGUUUUCCGUUGCCACAUACUGAUGAGCUGCUAAACGCAUUAGCCGGCGCUACAAAGUUUUCAAAGCUUGAUUUAUCAUCGGCGUACCACCAAGUGCCUCUUCACCCGGAUAGUAGAGACCUAACUGCCUUCAUUACUCAUGAUGGUCUUUUCCGUUUCAAGCGAGUAUGCUUUGGACUUGCCUCUGCACCAUCGGCAUUUCAACAUAUGAUGUCACUUGUACUGAAAGGUUGUACGGGCGUGCUCUUCUAUAUCGAUGAUAUCAUCAUCUACGGACGGACUGAAGAGGAGCAUCAGAAGAACCUUUACCGCGUACUGCAACGUUUGUCUGCUGAAGGACUGAAGUUAAACCAUAAAUGCGUCUUCGACGUUUCAGAACUUUCCUUCUUGGGACACGUUGUUAAUUGUCAAGGACUGUUACCGCAGGCAUCUGCAAUUGAGGCUCUGCAAUGCGCUCCCGCCCCAACAGACUUGAAGUCUCUACGUUCUUUUCUUGGAUUAGCAGGGUAUUAUUCGAAAUUUAUUUCGCACUACGCUGAACUGGUGGAACCGAUGCGAGAACUCCUUCGAGACUCCAAGCCAUUUAUAUGGACGUCAAGUGCUGAUGAAAGUUUCAAGAAAGUGAAGUCGGUGCUCAGCUCCUGUCCAGUCCUCCACAUGUUUGACCCACGACUCCCUGUGAUCGUGGCGACGGAUGCUUCGUCUUACGGACUGGGCGCCGUCUUGCAGCAACUUAAAGGGGACCAGGUUCGCACAGUUGCGUUUGCUUCUCGCACGUUGUCUCCCCUGGAGAGGAAGUAUUCGGUUGGAGAACGUGAAGCGCUUGCUUGCCUGUGGGCAUGCGAGCGCUGGCAUGUCUACCUUUGGGGACGCCCGUUUACUCUGCGUACAGACCAUCAAGCGUUAGUGACCCUUCUUGGGGCUCACGGUACAGGCCACAGACCUCUUCGAAUUUCCAGAUGGUCUGCGAGGCUACUUUACUACAACUUCAAAGUUGAAUACAAGAAGGGAGCAGAAAACUACGUAGCGGACGCUCUGUCCCGGCUACCGUUACCAUCACAGCAAGACUUUGAAGAGGAGAUAGUGUGCACCGUCUCCAAUCCGAUCACCAAGGGAGAGCUCCAAGAUGCUACUCGACUCGAUCCUGAAGCCAGUGCAGUUAUCAACGCACUUGAAGGAGGCUCGUGGCCACCGCGUGCUCAGAUGUCUCGAAGCAUGAGCCCGUAUCACCGUUUUCGAGACGAGCUUUCUGUUGUAGAUGGACUGCUGUACCGUGGAGAACGCAUCGUUGUUCCGCAGGCGUUAACAUCUAAGAUUCUGACUCUCGCGCACGAAACCCAUCCGGGAAUUGUGCGGACAAAGCAGAGACUCCGAGAUCUCUACUGGUGGCCUGGAAUGGACGCACAAGCUGAAAAGAUGGUGCGUGACUGCUCUACCUGUCAAUCCGCUGACAAGUCCGCCAGGACAGCGCCUUCACCUUUACACCCGGUCCCAUUUCCGGCCAAGCCAUGGGCAAAGUUAGGUGUAGACAUCGUCGGACCGUUGGAGGACUGCCCUCACUCCUGUCGCUACGCCAUUACCCUAAUUGACUACCAUAGCAAGUGGCCGGAGGUUUCGUUUGCAUCAACUGUAACGACCGCCACAGUAGAAACGUUUCUCCGGCAUGUUUUCAGUCGCGAGGGUUUUCCUGAAGAACUAGUCACUGACAAUGGCCCGCAAUUUGUUUCAGCAGAAUUUAAAACAUUUCUUCAAGAUCGUGGCAUUCGUCAAACGACAGUUUCAGUGUACUACCCACAAGCAAAUGGCCAAGUGGAGCGUUUCAAUCGUGUUUUCAAGGACGUCAUUCAAGUUGCAAAACUUCGUAACAAGGACGUGAAAUCAGCAGUUCUCGAGUACCUCACCGUAUAUAGAAGUACCCCUCAUGCUACCACGGGUGUUUCACCGUCAGUCCUCCUUCACGGGAGGGCCAUACGAACUCGCCUAAAUGUGGUGGGACUUGAAGGACAGUCAGUCGACGUGGACAUGCCGAAAGUCCGGCAGCGAGUGGAGUGUAAGCAGUCAAAGCAGAAGUUAUACACUGACUCUAAACUAUCUGCUAAGUGUCGAAUAUUCACUCCUGGUACCUACGUUCGAGUGCGCCUACCUGGUCGACGAAAGAAGGGGCAUCCGAAUUUUUCGCCGCCGUUGAAGGUAAUUGCUCCACGAGGACCACUUUCCUAUCUGUUGGAGGAUGGCAAAGUAUGGCACUCGUCGAAAUUUACGAAACACCACGGUGCAGAGAGGUUACCUGCCCAGCGUAUGGAGGAGCAGAAGGAACAGCCGUUCAUCACUAGCUCUUGGUGGGCAAUCGCCGAGCAAGCUUCUUCACAUCCUCCGCUUGUGCCAGAAGUGCCAGCCCCCGGCACUGUUCAGGAACAACAACAAGGGCCACAACUUCGACGGAGCAAACGCCAACGUACCGCACCCGAGCGCUACCCGGACACUAGAAAGCCGUAG